GAGGGUGUGCAGCUCUCUCAACCUCUCUCACUCUCUCUCAUAACAACUGUGCCCCUUCUCUCGUAGAAAUCACGCCUAUAUUUCUCACAUCUCUCUCAGUGAUCAGACACAGCCACACACAUCUCCUGUCAGAUAUAUAUAAUACAGUGGAAAAAGUAUGCCAUAGCGUGUUGUAAUCAGCUAUAUGGGAUUUAAAGAAAUUUGGAAGUGUUAUUGAGCCCUGAGUCUGAGACCCUGACUAGGCCAGGACAGCCCCAUCCUUCAGGGUUUUCCCUGCACACCAGAGGCCAGGGAAAAAACAGCCUCCCUAUCCAUCAUCUCGGGCAAAAAGCCUGACCCUCGUCAGUACAACGGUACCAGAAUAACAAUACAGGUACUGAGGGUAGCGAGGCGGUACUCUUUAAAGCUCACCUCAGCCAAUCAAGGGAGGAAGUAAAGAGUCAUCUUCCAUGGUGAUCUUGAGUGGCGAGCAUCACCACUAUCGCCAACCACUCGCCAACAAACAAUCUCCAUCGGGGUGGAAGGGGGGAAGAGGAGACGGUGGAAGUAUUCGAGCCAGCCUCCCUUAAAUCGUUGUACAGCAUACCUGGUCUGCGUCCCUCGAAUACCAGUUGAUUAAACGCAAAAUGCAGCCUCAUUCGGGUGGCUUGCAGUUCCGGGAUAGCAGGAGCGAGGCAGCAGCAGCAGCAGCAGCAGCAGGAGAGCAGAGCAGAGCUGCGCAAGAACAUUCAGACAUGACAAGAGGUUAGCAGUGCUUCCAGGGCAGAGAUGCUUCCUCCAUGUUGGCUCUCAUGCAGGCUGGCAGUAGUGACCAUGUUGACAGUGAGGACCUCAGCCUGGGACACUGGAGGAGGCACGCUGGGCCACAGUGGUCCUAGAGGUGCCCUGGGUGCACCGGGCCAUGGCCACCUGGAUACUGUGGUGGGAACCAGACUGAUGGAGAGUGGGGCUGUGAUGAGAGUGGCUGCUGUGGCAGAGAGAGCCUGCUGUGGUCUGGUUGACCCUACCUCCACACCCCUCACCAGGUACUGGCUCACACGCCCACACCACCCACACGCCCACCACCGCCCACAGCCGCCCUACGCCCACAACCAUCCACAAGAUCAUGCCACCCGUGCUGUCUGCAAUGAUAACUCACCUGCUGGCUUUUACUUCCGACCGUCCAAGAGAAGUCGUCGAUGGAUCGUCUUCCUGGAAGGAGGCUGGUACUGCUUCGACCACAGUAGUUGUCAACAUCGCUGGGUGCGUCUACGAUCACUGAUGACCUCGAGCGGGUGGGCUGCUACCCGUCAUGUUGGGGGGCUACUGUCCCCGCACCCGGAGGAGAACCCGCACUGGUGGACAGCCAAUCAUGUGUUCGUGCCCUACUGCUCGUCCGACUCGUGGUCGGGGACGCGUCGGGCAGCGGACGGAUCUGGUGAGUUCUCCUUCAUGGGCAGCGUCAUCGUGGAGGAGGUGGUGGAGGCCCUGGUGCACCUCAACCUUACCCAUGGUCACAAACUUAUCCUGGCAGGCAGCAGUGCAGGUGGAGUCGGAGUUCUGGUGAACGUGGACCGUGUGGCACGACAGCUCUCCCAGCUGGGCAUACAGGCUGAGGUCCGAGCCGUGUCGGACUCUGGCUGGUUUUUAGACAACGAACCUUUCGCUCCCCGCAAGUGUGUCGACGCUCACAGCUGCCCACCGCUGGAGGCCAUCAGGCGGGGCCAGGAGCUAUGGCAGGGCAGGAUACCCGAUCGCUGCAGAGAGGAGUACCCGCUUCACCCCUGGUACUGCUACUUCGGAUAUCGGGUGUACCCGACGAUGCAGUCUCCCGUGUUCGUGUUCCAGUGGAUCUUUGACGAGGCUCAGAUGACAGCUAACAACGUUGGCAAACCAAACUCCAAGGAACAGUGGGACUACAUCCACGGUAUUGGUGAACGAAUUAGGAAGACCUUUGAGAAUGUUACGGCAUUGUUUGCUCCCUCCUGCAUUUCCCAUACUGUCUUCACCAAGAGAAACUGGGCUGGAGUUAAAAUACGGGACGUGUCUCUGCCUCAGGCGCUCUACUGCUGGGACAUCACACCAUCAGAUGCUCUUGCUGCCAUCACACCGCCUCCACGCAGAGGCAAAGCUGCUGAGGGAACGACUGGUGGCGAGGGUAGAGCAGUUGCUGGUGUUGGUGUUGGUGCUGGUGUUGGUGCUAGUGUUGGUGCUGGUGGGAGACACCAGCGCCGGCGGCACCGUACACAUAGGAACCAGGAAACAGUCAAUCAAGGACAUGGAGGCAAUGGACGUAGGAGAAAUAACCAGGGCCAAAGGAGAAAUGGAUGGCAGAAGAGUAAAAAACCUCAAAGAAAAGUGCAGGGACAGAGUAGAAACCCUAAUAAUAGUAGCAAUAGUAAAAAUAGUAGUAGCAGUGUACAGAGGAAUCACCUGGUGCUAGACAGUACUCAACAGAGAGUGAACAGUAGUUAUAAUAACAGUGGUAACAGCAGUGUUAACAGUGAACCGUCUCAGGACACAAACAGACCAAAUAUUCUCAGCAGAGAAAUGCUUGCUGACUCACCAAAGAACAGUGUGCAGGUUGACCACACUCCUGACUCGCCAUAUUUACUACACUCAAAUUUCAUCGACACACCUCAGGAAAAUGGUCAUAUUGUCCAUACGGAAGAAGACUUACAUGACAGAAGUGACAGUCAAGCCUCCGAAAGACGUACACGGAGAAAAAGAAAAAGAAAAAAGAAAAAUAAACGAGAGAGAGAGAGAAAGAAGAGAAAGCGGGAAAGAAAACGUAAGAGACGUGAACGUAAAAGAAAACAAAUGGAAAGAAGGAAGAGGAGAGAGAGAGAAAAAGGUCAAGGAAGGAGAAAAUCUGCGUCAAGACGACAUAGUAGAAGCGUCAGCUGGAAGGAGAGGGAAGGCUUAACUGAGGUUGGGGAAAGAUAUGUUGAUGGAGUGAGGAGCGGACGUUCCCUCUCCCUCCUGCACUCCCAACAAAGUGACCUCCAUCACACUGAACCCGUCACAACCGCAGCCUCUCCUUCGCAACACUCACCCACCAACCGCAACACACACUCCCUCGCAACACAAGGGUGGCCAAGGGAUACAUCUCGUCCGGAGGAUGAAUGGACAGAGGAUAUGUGUCCCAGCCAUCCAUUACACCUCACAGAUCGCUGUACCUGGCCACAUUGUAACUACGCUUGUCCCAAACUAUUCAACCCUUUCACAGGAGAGGAGAUGAACUUCGUCGAGCUGCUGAAGAGUUUUGGUCUUGACAUGACAAGUGUAGCCAAGACUCUGGGUAUUGAUAUCCAUACACUUAAUUCCAUGGACAAUUCCGAAAUACUGCGCAUUCUCACACAGUAGUGUAUAGUGUUGGAUUCCUCAGUAUAUAGUGUUGGAUUCCUCAGUGUAUAGUGUUGGAUUCCCCAGUGUAUAGUGUUGGAUUCCUCAGUGUAUAGUGUGGGAUUCCUCAGUGUAUAGUGUUGGAUUCCUCAGUGUAUAGCGUUGGAUUCCCCAGUGUAUAGUGUUGGAUUCCCCAGUGUAUAGCGUUGGAUUCCCCAGUGUAUAGUGUUGGAUUCCUCAGUGUCUAGUGUUGUAUUCCUAAGUGUAUAGUGCUGGAUUCCUCAGUAUAUAGUGUUGGAUUCCUCAGUGUAUAGUGUUGGAUUCCUCAGUGUAUAGUGUUGGAUUCCUCAGUGUAUAGUGUUGGAUUCCCCAGUGUAUAGUGUUGGAUUCCCCAAUGUAUAGUGUUGGAUUCCCCAGUGUAUAGUGUUGGAUUCCUCAGUGUAUAGUGUUGGAUUCCCCAGUGUAUAGUGUUGGAUUCCUCAGUGUAUAGUGUUGGAUUCCUCAGUGUAUAGUGUUGGAUUCCUCAGUGUAUAGUGUUGGAUUCCUCAGUGUAUAGUGUUGGAUUCCUCAGUGUAUAUUGUUGGAUUCCUCAGUGUAUAGUGUUGGAUUCCUCAGUGUAUAGUGUUGGAUUCAUCAGUGUAUAGUGUUGGAUUCCUCAGUGUAUAGUGUUGGAUUCCUCAGUGUAUAGUGUUGGAUUCCUCAGUGUAUAGUGUUGGAUUCCUCAGUGUAUAGUGUUGGAUUCCUCAGUGUAUAGUGUUGGAUUCCUCAACAGUAUCAGUAGUGAGAAAGAGAUAACGUGUUGCCAAUAAGAAUGUCAACGAAAACAUAAGCUUCAGAACAGACUUUUUGGAGGAUGACAACGUUUCUCUCUGUUUAGAGCUUGAUCAAGCUCUACAUAGAACGAAACUUUGCCUCAAUUAAUGCUAGUUCUGCAGCUGACGUUCAUCAUCAGCGACACGCAGAGAAAUUCCAAGUGUAAAUAGUACUGGAUCCCAAUACCUGGAGUUCUGAUCCUUCGUUAAACGGAGCGGAAAACC
Cherax quadricarinatus is the source of this 4361-nucleotide messenger RNA. RefSeq names its product palmitoleoyl-protein carboxylesterase notum (gene Notum). NCBI's taxonomy places the organism in Eukaryota, Metazoa, Arthropoda, Malacostraca, Decapoda, Parastacidae. Gene Ontology annotation, molecular function: hydrolase activity. The record is from RefSeq and is a predicted model, not a curated record.